Messenger RNA from Macrobrachium nipponense, 918 nucleotides. RefSeq lists its product as uncharacterized. The record is from RefSeq and is a predicted model, not a curated record. NCBI's taxonomy places the organism in Eukaryota, Metazoa, Arthropoda, Malacostraca, Decapoda, Palaemonidae. The transcript has a single exon. The coding region runs from base 1 to 918 and encodes 305 amino acids.
AUGCUCGCAAAGGAAUUCUACAAUGAAAUCAGUGACGAAUCCAAGACUCUGGCAUUGUUAAGAAGAUAUGGUCUUUUAGAUGAAGAACAAAGUGUUUCACCAUGUCAUCGAUGUAGUGGAGAGAUGAAGGACACUCGGAAAAGACUGCGAAAUGGCGAAUUUAUGCCCGUUCUUCGUUGCAGAAACCGUGGAUGUCCAACUUUUCGUUCCGUUCGCAAAGGCAAUGCAUUUUUCCACUUCACAGAUUUGAUUAACAAAGUAAAUUGCAAGCUUUCUCUUUGCCAAAUUUUAGAACUUAUGUUUUAUUUUAUAGAAGACCUCUCCUACCAUCAGGUUCAAGGUUUAACUGGUAGAGGUACUGAAGCAAUAUGUGAUUGGUUUAACAUGUGCCGCGAAGUGUGUACAGUGAUUGUUUCAGUCCAGAAUCGCGGUCAAAUGAUGGGUACUGAAGAAGAACCCGUACAAAUCGAUGAGGCACGCUUUGCAGGAAGGCGAAAAUACAAUAGAGGUCGAAUGCUGCAAGGUGACCAAGCUCCCAAUUCAACUGACAGUGACGCUGAAAUGAACAAUAACCGCAACCAUGGAAGACGUAUAGACGGUCGGCGGGUGUUUGUUUUGAAGAAAGGUUCGGACUGCCGAUAUUUUUACGUUCAAAGAAGGGACCGUGAGACACUUCAACAAAUCAUUCAGAGAGAAGUCGCUGAAGAUUCAAUAAUUCAUUCUGACGAAUGGCCGGCGUACUCUAAUUUAAACCAUCUCAAUUUCCGUCAUUUUACCGGAAACCAUCAGCAGAAUUACGUCGAUCCUAACACUGGAGCACAUACACAAGCCACUGAAAGAUCUUGGCUUGAUGCAAAGGUUCGUAUACUGAAAAAAAAUGAGAGGCUGGAAUCAAAGAACUUGUCAAUCUCACCUUGA